This is a messenger RNA of Copidosoma floridanum, 2560 nucleotides long. Its product is annotated as protein DENND6A. NCBI's taxonomy places the organism in Eukaryota, Metazoa, Arthropoda, Insecta, Hymenoptera, Encyrtidae. The record is from RefSeq and is a predicted model, not a curated record. Gene Ontology annotation, cellular component: recycling endosome. Gene Ontology annotation, molecular function: guanyl-nucleotide exchange factor activity.
CAACAACAAACUGAAGACUGAAGUACCCGAAAGUAAUGCACGUUGCAGAAUCAUCAGAAUCGGAAAUGAAUAUAUACGGACUACAGGAGUCUACGAUGAAGUGGCGUUUCAACAAUACACUGAUCCAAAGUAAAUCUUUCCGCGCAUUAACGUGUACACGCAGAUAGAUAUGUUGUAAAAUAUAAAUACUACAAUGUCUACCAUCAUCUUAUCAUCAUCGUAUGGUCAAUCUUGCGCGCGCUGAUGGUCCAUACACAGCGGUGAUGCUUUGCAAAAUCUCGAGAAAAAGAUUAGCGCGUCGCUACUCUGUUCUUGUGUUUGCUGCAUGAUGAGGAACGGAUGGUGAGCGCAGCGGUAGCGCAAUGUCGAAGCCUAGCUGUAGUUUGCAGGAUGACAGCAGGUCCCGUGAUGUAUUUCGCAAUGCCCAGCAGCGAGAGUCCUUUGACAAUUGGGUGCAUUGCAUCUGCAUCGUUACGUUUGAUCUUGAACUUGGCCAGGCUAUUGAGGCAAUAUAUCCCGAAGAUGUGGAGCUUACGGAGCAGGAAAGAUCCAACAUUUGCUACUUGGCAUUUCCAGACUCCAACUCUGGAUGCAUGGGAGACACACAAUACCACGUAAGGAUAAGAAAGGGUGUUGCCAUUAGCAAGGGCUGCAACGAGACUCGAGAACUUAGAGAUUAUGAUAGAAAGUCACCCAUGUUCCUACAGACUGAUAAAGAUUACUAUUGGGGAUUUGUGUACUUUCGCCAAGUGAAAGAUAAGAAUCUUCCUAGAGGCUAUUUUCAAAAGAGCAUAGUAUUAGUUACAAGGCUUCCUUUUGUUAAUCUAUUUAGUGAAAUAUGCGCUCUCAUUGCUCCGGAAUUUUUCGAUAGUGGCCCCAUGUGCAUGGAUAGAGUAGUUAAAGAAAUCAGCAAAUGGCCUCCCCCUACUCCUGGUCAAGUUUUGCACUUGCCCCUGUUAGGGGUACUCUUUCAGACAUACAUCCCGAAUAACGCCAUCAAAACAGCUGUGCCGAACGUUGCUGCGUCAGAAUGUGCCCCUGCCAAGACUGCAGCUGCAAGGAGUUUGAUUCUGGUGUCUGCCUAUGAUGGUGAUAUGUUUAAGAGUCUCUCGAGCAUUGUCACUCACAUACACUUGUUAUGGGAGCUCGUCUUGUUAAGCGAGCCGAUUGUUGUAAUGGCUAGUUCACCCACUAUUUGCUCUGAUAUUGUUCAUACUCUCACCGCAAUGAUUGCCCCACUCAAGUAUUGCGCCGAUCAUAGACCGUACUUUACCAUCCACGACUCAGAAUUCAAAGAAUACACAGUGGAUAGUCAAAGUCCACCUGCAGUUAUUCUUGGGGUCACUAAUCCUUUUUUUGCCAAAACCUUGCGUCAUUGGCCACAUAUCGUUCGUGUAGCUGAAAACGGCUCGGUUGGAGAUAGUCCAAAGUACAAAUCAAAGAGAUCUGAAGGUCUGAAGGUCGUAGACUCGAAACCCGGACUUUAUACUCAGUAUAAACCUUUCCUACAAAAGGACAAAGGAAUUCUUAAAAAGUUGUUAAAAGGAGUUCAAACGAAAAGACCAGGAGAGGCGCAGACUGCAUUAUUGAGACGACACCUCACAGAACUGACCGAAAGCUUUAUGAUUCCGCUCGAAAGGUAUAUAGCGAGUUUGAUGCCUCUCCAAAAAACUAUAUCCCCUUUUAAGGCAACUCCGAUACCCCAACUUUUCAAUCCCGAUGAUUUCUUAGCUACUCUCAAUAACGCUGGUCCCCAAUUAACGACGGGGAUCAAAGGUGAUUGGGUCGGUUUGUAUCGUCGAUUUUUUAGAUCGCCCAAUUUUUCUGGCUGGUUCCACGCGCGAUACAUGGAGUUGACUAAUAAGCUGCAGGCGAUUCAACUUGAAGCCCUUUCACAAGCGAAUUUAACUGCAUGGGUGAGGGACAAGCAAGAAGUUGAGGUAGUCGACAUGAUUUUAAGAAUUCGUCAAAAAUUAGAGAAAAUAAAUCUUGAUGAUGUUCCCUUGAAAUACUCCGUUCAAGAGAUGCUGCGCGAGCGCAUCAACGAGAUUACACAAACCUUACCAGACGAUCUGCGAUUGAUCUUGAACAAAGAAUCUUGACAUCACUGCCGCGUUGUCGCUGCACUGAUGCAUACUCAGCAUCAGCAGAAGCGACAACCAAUCUAUUGCGCUAUCAAAGUUCAAGGGAUCUGUUGAGAGGGUAAAUCUAAUAACAUUCGGCUGAGGCCAUUUGUAUUUUGUUUUGUACUAAUGUUAAUGUUAUUUCAACUCGGUUUAGCGCGUAGAUGACACAAUUACCUUAGUGAUGAAACGGUUUUUUUUUUUUUUUUAAUGUAAAUUUUGAAUUUUUAUGAUGUAUUUAAAGCGAAACUCAUGUACAUACAAGGAAAUGACGAACUGUUUAUACAGCUGCUAUAUUUUUAUACUGUAUUAAAAAACUGCUUUUUUAAAAAAAACGAAUACAUUACCUAAAUAGUCUAAAUAAAAUAAUCAAAGGUGCGUUUACGAUUAAAAUCCGCCUUACUGUCUUACACUGCGGAAGUACACCCUUGCUUGCC